AUGUCGACCAAGUCAUUCAGCCAAUUCAUCUCCUUCCUGAUGAUCCUUUCGCCAGCGAUCACUGUCUCUUCGUUCAAUAUGCCUCCCAGCACUCGCAAUGCUAAGAUUAGAACUCCAAGGCAUGCAACUUCAAGACCCGACUGUCGCCUUUACUCGUCCACAGAGCAGCCCAUUACAAGGCUCAGUUCAGACAUCUUUGACGAUCCUCCCAAGAGAUCGAACGGUGGUGAUAGUGGUAAUCUUUUGGACAGACUUGUUGGGUUCAUGCCUCCGCCACCUGAAGAUCAAUUCAUAAUGACAGGUGACAUUGCCGUCCUGUUCUUGUACUCCUUUAUUGGGCAUUCCGUUGACGACUAUGUCGUCAACAGUGUCUUUGAAUCUUCGCAAAGUACUGAAAAGGCGAUACAAACACUUGAUCCUCUUCAAGAAAUUGUGCAUAUGCAAACGCCCGUUUGGGUGGAUUAUUCCGCCUCGCCAACUGUGGUAGAUCAGGUCAUAACGAUGAAUGCCAAAGAUACCUUGCUCAAUCAAUGGGGACCUUUGUUUACUUCACCGGGAGUCUGUACGAUUGCGCUAUGCAGUACCUGGUUGCUUGCUGGAUACUUGCAUCGGGCGUUUUCCUUUCAGAACAGCAUUGAUUGUGAUAUCCCACGAACCUUGCAAAAGACGAUGGAAACAUGGAUCACCAUGAUGAUCAUGAUGCUCGGUCUAACAUUGGGAAGUAAUACAUUGGUCAAUCAAACACCAGUAUUGCAAAGUAUGUUGGGCGGGCAUUCUUUGGAUUACUUACUUACCAAGGACGACGCUCUGUUUUUGGUGGAUACCGCAACUAUCCUCAUUUCAUGGCGAUUCAUGGCCAACGUUAUCUGUCAGUAUUUGAGAUAG
Molecule: messenger RNA, 885 nt
Organism: Cylindrotheca closterium
Lineage: Eukaryota; Bacillariophyta; Bacillariophyceae; Bacillariales; Bacillariaceae
Source: the annotation of a GenBank genome assembly